CUCGCGUGCUCGGCGUGCCACGGGACCGCCCGCUGCUGGCGCGCGCUUAGCCGUUCGGUCCCCAGACGCGUCCUCCGUCUCUUCCCCCUUCUCACCCCAACUCCUCCUGCGUCUCCGCACGGACAGCCGCUGGGGCUGGAACGCGGUGGGAACCGGAGCCCCUGACCUACGGAACCAUGGAGGCCUAAGCCGCCGUGCACACCCGGGCCCCUGUGCGCCCGCGCUCCCGUUCCCUUGCUGCCUGCCGGCCGCGGCUGGAAGCGGAGUCCGCGCCGCUGACCCAGGUUGUCUUGUGGAAAUGCCCGUGUGAGGACGAGCUGCCUACCACGUAGAAGAUGGGAUCGAACAGCAGCAAGAUCAGUGAUCUUCCGAAAAACGAGUACUUAAAAAAGCUGUCAGGCCCCGAGUCUAUAUCUGAAAACGACCCCUUCUGGAAUCAGCUCUUUUCAUUUUCUUUCCCCGCACCAACCAGCAGUUCUGAGUUGAAGCUAUUGGAAGAGGCAACCAUUUCAGUUUGCAAGUCUUUGGUUGAAAACAACCCUCGAACAGGAAAUCUUGCUGCGCUAACUAAGGUCUUCCUAUCUAGAACCAGGGAGCUCAGGCUCUCAGCCGAGUGUCAGAACCACAUCUUCAUCUGGCAGACACACAAUGCUCUGUUUAUUAUUUGCUGCUUGCUGAAAGUGUUCAUCCGUGAGCUGUCUGAGGAAGAGCUGCAGCUUCAUUUUACAUAUGAAGAAAAGUCCCCCGGCAGCUACAGUUCUGACUCUGAAGACCUUCUGGAAGAGUUGCUCUGCAGCUUGGUACAGUUAAUCACUGAUACUCCACUCUUGGAUAUCACGUAUGAGAUAGCAGUGGAGGCCAUCUCGGCAAUGGUUGUCUUCCUUUCCUGCCAACUCUUCCACAAGGAGGUUCUGCGACAGAGCAUCAGUCACAAGUACCUGAUGCAAGGCCCAUGUCUUCCCUACACCAGUAAACUUGUGAAAACCUUAUUGUAUAACUUUAUCAGACAAGAAAAGCCACCUCCGCCCGGAACCCAUGUCUUCCCUCAGCAGUCGGAUGGGGGAGGACUGCUGUAUGGACUGGCAUCAGGAGUAGCAACUGGUCUCUGGACUGUCUUCACGCUAGGCGGGGCAGGCAGCAAAGCAGCUGCGUCCCCAGAACUUACAUCUCCUCUGGCCAACCAGAGUCUCCUGCUGCUGCUGGUGCUGGUGAACCUGACGGAUGCCCCAGACAUACCCAACCCCUACAGGCAAGCUGUCUCGUCAUUUAAGAACACGCAAGACAGCAGUCCGUUCCCAUCAUCAAUUCCUCAUACCUUCCAGAUUAACUUUAACAGUUUGUACACAGCCCUGUGUGAGCAGCAGACGUCUGAUCAGGCAACGCUGCUCCUGUACACGCUGCUCCACCAGAACAGCAAUGUCAGGACGUACGUGCUGGCCCGGACGGAUAUGGAAAAUCUUGUUUUACCAAUUCUUGAGAUUUUGUAUCAUGUUGAGGAAAGAAACUCACACCAUGUCUAUAUGGCCCUUAUAAUCCUGUUGAUCCUUACAGAAGACGAUGGCUUCAAUCGGUCCAUUCAUGAAGUGAUAUUAAGAAACAUUACUUGGUAUUCAGAAAGAGUCUUAACUGAGAUUUCCCUGGGGAGCCUCCUAAUUCUGGUGGUAAUAAGAACCAUCCAGUACAAUAUGACCAGGACUCGAGACAAGUACCUGCACACAAACUGCCUGGCGGCUUUAGCAAACAUGUCAGCGCAGUUCCGCUCCCUCCACCAGUACGCUGCCCAGAGGAUCAUCAGAGUUCCUGCCCAGAUAUUCAGUGUGGAUGGGUACCUGUGGUCUGUAGAGCACUUCGGAAUCAAGUUCACAGUCCGUGCUGCUGUUCCUUCAGAUCUGAUUCCUUCAGAUGACUUGUAGAUGCUUUAGAUGUCAACCAGACCUGUUCUCUGGAUCGCUACUUCAUUAAGGAGCAUGUGCGGGGUCACGUUUCCCUUCCACCCCAGCCCUACCGAGUCCAGUUUGGCUUUUAUGGGAGUCAGCACCUCCUUUGUUACAAGGAGGAUCACAGUGACAUUGGAAACAAGCUAAUCAAGGAAUACGCUUCAGUCAGUUUCUUUCUGUAAUGCUCCCUGCAUCUGACUCAAGUGUUGGAAGGGAGUGUGCAGUGAGUGUCUGCUUUGGUCAGUUUUAGACUUAGCUAGAAGACCACGAGGCGAGCAGACAGGAACAUGCUAUUAGUACAUUGAAGUGCAACUUGAAAACAUACAGCAAACUGCGUUGCUGCAACCCAUCCAGCUUCGCAUGCUGCAAGGCCACAUUGGCGGUUACAGAGCAAACGUCGGGAACGGAGAGUCAUGGUAUUUCUUUUAAAAUGGUUUCUUUGUCCAAUGUCAAAAGUUUUGGGUUUUUUAGGUUUUUGUUUUGUUUUGUUUUUGUUUUUGUUUUGCUUAAGCACCAUAUAGAAAGAAAUGCUACCCACACCUGCAAAUACAGAUUGGAGUAUCUUAAAAAAAACAGACGAUGGUGUAUUUCAUGACGUUCCUCCUGCUUAGUCAGUAUUUUUAGGCACCUGGCAUAUGACACUUACUGACUAUACAUUUUUUUAAAUUUAUUUUCAAAUGUCUGAUCUGCUUUGGCAGUAUGAGAAAAAAAUCAAUAUAUACAACUAUUCUGUGUGUGUGUGUGUGUGUGUGUGUGUGUGUGUGUGUGUGUGUGUGUAGUUUUGUAAAUGAAACUAAUCAGAUCUUAGACUACAAGUUGAAAUGCUCACAUUCUUAGAAACAAAUUUAAGAUGUAAGACGGCUAACUCUGUACCUGCUCCCAGGUGUGUGUCUGAUGUAACAAGUUCUCACAGCAGUAAGCUAGUAACGACAAAAAUUACUGUCUCAAUUUUUCUAUUUUUUUUUUUAGUUUCUACAAAUGUUGGUUUAAGGUUUUUAUUGCUGUGUUUACUUCUGAAAUAAGCGGCUUAAAAUAGGAUAAAAGUACUUAAUGGAAACUUUUUAAUUAGCACAGAAUUUUAUUAAAUAUAUCUAUAAUAGUCAAAUUUUAGCUAACAACUUUAUACUAUAAAGUUAGGGCUUUCUUGUUUUGAAUUUCUUUAGCAAUUGAGAAAAAAGUUUGCACAAAAGGUAUUAAUAUUGCUGACAGUUUUGGGGAAUGCUCUUUUUACUGGCAGUGGGGUAUGUGGUUACCUCAUCCCUUGAGCUGGCUCCUGAUUGGUACAUCAGUACAUGGCCUGUUCUUGGGCUAGUCCUCCAUACUAAACAGUCUCUGAGCGGUUCAUGCUAGCAGGAGUUCAGCUCCAGGAAAAAUGGCCUGCACUGCCAAGGAGUGACGUGAUUCAAGGUGCUCUCCUUCCACUGUGGACACUUGACAUUCAUCCUGGAUUUUCUGGGUUUUAUUUGCUUGGAUAUGAGAAUUUUGAACUGUGUAAAAAUAGUAUAAAAUUGUGUGUUUCGGC
Messenger RNA from Mus musculus (house mouse), 3459 nucleotides. It is a transcript of the gene Dym, whose product is annotated as dymeclin. The record is from RefSeq and is a predicted model, not a curated record. NCBI's taxonomy places the organism in Eukaryota, Metazoa, Chordata, Mammalia, Rodentia, Muridae. The coding region runs from base 336 to 1913 and encodes 525 amino acids. Gene Ontology annotation, cellular component: membrane; cytoplasm; Golgi apparatus. The transcript is spliced from 14 exons.